GAAGGAUCUAUCCAGUUUCGGCUUAAUACCUGCCCUUUCACUCUCUCCUCUGAAUCAUUUAUAUUCAUCGUCCACAUCAAUCUACUCUCACAUCACAAAAAAAGCAAGCUUUCCCAAGCUCAAGAGCAUCCUACAAUUGAGAACUGCACGCAAUGAAUACCCGGUUCUUUGGCUUAAUCUGCUACGGCCUGGCAUUCAACCAAGUUUCUGGCUCGCCAGUUUUCAUUUUACGUCCUUUUCCGACGAAUCUGGCGAUCUACUAUCCGCUCCAAUCUAUCUUCGGGAGCGCAUUCAAAGACUUUGGAGACCGCGUCGUGGCCAACGACGUCACCGAACUGGUUGAUGACAUGAACCCGACUCUCAAUCUAGAAAAAGACGUCCAUCAUCCGAUGUAUGGAGGCUCGACUCCUGGAGGCUUCACUGCAGUCGACGAGGCUCUCAACGAAAGUGACCCGCAGGUUGCAGGACCUGCGCACGAGUCCCUGAAAAAUCUACGACACGAAACGAAAUCACAAGGGAAGGAAACAACAACCUAACUCAAAAUCGGCUUUGAAUUUCUGCGUCCCGUUUCCGCAUCAUAAUUAAGGUUGACUUCUGCGAGUAUCUCGCCCAACCACUGGCUUCAACGACUUGCUUCAACUGCAAACUACUCCCAAAAACAGAUCCUUUUAUUUCCAAAGCUAGCUCCUGUAAAACAUAUACACGAAUGGAUGUGAUCCAGAAAGGCUCUUCAAUCUUUUCCCCCUCUAUCUCAGCCAUCAUUCUAG
Messenger RNA from Puccinia graminis f. sp. tritici CRL 75-36-700-3, 767 nucleotides. RefSeq lists its product as uncharacterized. Bases 153 to 536 code for a protein of 127 amino acids. Lineage: Eukaryota; Fungi; Basidiomycota; Pucciniomycetes; Pucciniales; Pucciniaceae. The transcript is spliced from 2 exons. The record is from RefSeq and is a predicted model, not a curated record.